UUCACCUCACCUACGACUGUAGGAGCAACGACCAAGGCAUCAUUCUUGCAACCACGCAAGCCCUUGUGGAGGAUCGUUUCGGCAGCAAACAUUCAGUGCGAGUGCUCAUCGAUCAGGGCUCGCAAGUCUCCAUGGUGACUGAACGACUCGUCCAACGACUACAGCUGACCAGGACUCACACACCUACGUCCCUCUAUGGCAUAGGUGGUCAACUGGAUACUAGUAACUGGUCAUACCUUCACGAACUUGAACUCGCUGAUACGAACUUCUCGAAUAAUACUCUGAUUGACGUCCUGCUAGGAGCGGACGUCUACACGGCUCUCAUCCAAGAGGGACUUCGUAAGGGGGACAUUAACCAACCAGUUGCUCAAAAUACUAUCUUUGGCUGGGUAUUGUCUGGUUCCAUGGGUGACGCACGUUCCAAAAUGGUCGUCCGAUCAUACCAAGCCUCGAUCGGCGACGCGCUACUGUCUCUUGUGCGUCAAUUCUGGGAACAAGAGGAAUUACCCAGUAAUAAAACUAUUAUAAUAACUGCCGAACAAGAAUCAGAAGCUGACUUUCGAUUGUCUCGGACUGCAGCCUACGGAGCCCUGAUGCGCUUAGAGAUGAAAUUCCAAAGCAAUCACUACCUGGAAAAAUUAUACAAGGAAUUCCUGAAUACUUAUGAGGAUCUAGGCCAUAUGACUCUCGUUCCCAAAUCUAUAAACUCAAAAAACUGUUUCUAUUUACCUCAUCGUGGUGUUUUCAGGGAUUCCAGUAAAACGACUAAACUUAGGGUGGUGUUUAAUGGUUCGUGGAGAUCAGCGUCAAUGCUUUCGCUGAACGAGCUACUCCACCCUGGACCGAACCUGUUACCGAAUUUAUACGAUGUUUUUCUCCGUUGGCGAAAAUAUCAAUUCGUCCUGGUGGCUGAUAUUGAGAAAAUGUACAGGCAGAUUCUCCUACAUCCUGAAGACAGAGAUUACUAA
Messenger RNA from Hylaeus volcanicus, 968 nucleotides. RefSeq lists its product as uncharacterized. The transcript has 3 exons. NCBI's taxonomy places the organism in Eukaryota, Metazoa, Arthropoda, Insecta, Hymenoptera, Colletidae. The record is from RefSeq and is a predicted model, not a curated record. The annotation marks the transcript as partial.